AUGAUAAAUUGGCUUUCAGGGAUCAGGAAGAUCGCUUAUUGGCAGGGGUCCGCAGCAGUGGGGGUACCCAGGGGUGGAGGGCUUGGAGCCACAACCAGCCGGGGGGAAGAAAGGAGCCAGAGUGGGACUUUUCCCCAAGGUGGGUGGGCAGCCGGGGCGGGGCGGGGCGGGGCCAGCCGGCCAGCUCCUAGUGCCACUCGCUCGGCCCGAAUCCCGCAGCCGGGGGAGAAUGGGGCGGUCCCGAGGCUGGGCCGUAGGACGGGGCGGGCCGUGGGCGCCAGGCCCGGGCCCCGCCCUCCCUCCGCCCUCCCUCCGCCCUCGCCACCUGAGACAGGUGGAGUCGUCGGAGUGGCUGCAGGAGUCAUGUCCCAGAAGGAGCCGGACCUGGAGCCCGGGCACCCUGCGGAGCCGGCGCCGCGCUGCCCGGUGCACGCCCAGGAGCUGAAAUGGUUCUGCGGCGCCGAGCGGCGGCUCGUGUGCGCCGGCUGCUGGGGGCCGGGGGGCCCGUGCCGCGAGCACCACGUCCGGAGGGCCGAGGAGCGGGCGGAGGAGCUGCGGAACAAAAUAGUGGAUCAUUGUGAGAAGCUGCAGCUACAGAGUGCCGGCAUCACCAAAUACAUGGCUGAAGUCUUGCCUCGGAAAAACCAAAACGCAGCGACCAUGGCCAGUGGAGCCCGUGAGGUGGUGAUCCAGCGGCUGAGUCUGGUUCGGAAUGUAUGUGAGAGCGAGGAACAGCGGCUGCUGGAGCAGGUGCACGCGGAGGAGGAGCGAGCCCACCAGAGCAUUCUGACCCAGCGGUCCCAUUGGACCGAGGCCUUACAGAAGCUUGGCACCAUCCGUGCCAAGCUAGUGGGCAUGCUCACUUAUCUCGAUGACCACAGCCUUAUUCAAUCAGAGCGGGAGAUUUUUGAGAGGACUGAGGAAGCUGAGGGAAUCUUGGAUCCCCAGGAAUCUGAGAAGUUAAAUUUUAAUCAGAAAUGUGUGCGGAGCCCAUUACUAACCCAGCUUUGGGCAUCAGCCGUUCUCUGCUGCCUCUCAGGUACUGAAGACAUUCGUGUGGAUGAAAGGACCAUCAGUCCCUUUCUCCAGCUGUCAGAGGAUAGGAGGACCCUUACUUUCAACCCCAAGAAGUCCAAGGCCUAUGCCGAUGGCCCAGAACGCUUUGACCACUGGCCCAAUGCCCUGGCUUCAACCUCCUUCCAGGGUGGGCUUCAUGCAUGGAUGGUGAAUGUGGAGAACAGCUGUGCUUAUAAGGUGGGAGUGUCCUCCAGUCAGCUGCCUCGAAAGGGUUCUGGCAAUGAUACCCGCCUUGGCUACAAUGCUUUCUCCUGGGUGUUCUCCCGCUAUGACCAGGAAUUUCGGUUCCUGCACUGUGGCCAGCACCAGCCUUUGGCCCUGUUGCGCUGUCCAGACCGCAUUGGGGUGUUGUUGGACUUGGCAGCGGGUGAGCUGUUGUUCUAUGAGCCCAGCUCAGGUGCCCUCUUGUGUUCCCACCACAUCCAGUUUGAGGGCCCUAUCUUCCCCGUCUUUGCUGUGGCUGACCAGAACAUCUCCAUUGUUCAGUGAUGGGCUGCUCUCACAAUAUUUAAAGGGUUCUCUCCCCCAACCCACCCUCAACAUCGUGGUACCAGGUUUUCCCAUUGUGCAUGCCCAUUAGCCAUCACCUGAGGGCAGAUAGUGGUGGGAAGAUGGAGCUGAGGUGGUCCUACCUUCCAGGUACUUGGGUGUGGUGAGGAGCCCGCCCUCACCCCAGUGUGCCACAGGUCUCUUUUCCCUAGCAUCCAUUCUUAAAGUACCUGAUAUAGGAGGACAAGGAAAGGUGAUAAAGGGAAGUAGUGGAAAGAGAACUGGACAAGCAGUCAGAUGCCUGGGUUCUGGUCUCCACUGUGUCACUGACUCAUUGUGAGAAGCUGAACAAGUUGUUUGAUCUCUUUAGGCAUCAAUCUCCUCAUCUGUAGGGGUAGAUGAGCCGAGGUGAUUUAUUAGCUCUCACAUUGGCGAUGGCAAUUACGGUUUCUGGUUCCCCUGGCAGUGACGGCUUGUGACUGCCAGGCCUGUGUUUAUAACCCCUUUUCUUCUGUUCAGGGACUCACCAGGGUCCACUCUCUCGCCUUCUGGAUGCAGGGUACUUCUCAGACCCCUACAUCUUAGGCUCAGUUGGGUAGGCUCUCCUACCAGGUGCUAACUUUAGCUGGAGUUCUGGGCCAGUCCUGCUGAGAGCUGCUGGCUUUCCUCUAACCCGGCCUGACUGAUGUCUUCCACCUCCUCAUGACUCAGCGGUACCCGUUCUCUAAGGCGAGGGGUUGGGCACAUGAAUAAGGAGCUUGAGAGGGGAAGGAGAGGAAGCAGGGAUGCCUGAUGGCAGGGCAGGCUCCUGAGGAGGUGCCUGGCUGUGGGGAAUAUUUAAAUUAU
Molecule: messenger RNA, 2412 nt
Organism: Vombatus ursinus (common wombat)
Lineage: Eukaryota; Metazoa; Chordata; Mammalia; Diprotodontia; Vombatidae
Gene: BSPRY
Product: B-box and SPRY domain containing
Molecular function (GO): protein binding
Source: RefSeq, a predicted model, not a curated record